CAUUGCUACAAAGCUGCUCGUGCGCACUCGCACUCUGACUACGCUGAACCUCGCCUCUGCAACUCGAUACAACUAGCAUUGACACCGGUCUAGCCCAACACGAGCGACUGCGGCAAGUAUGACGACUACCAACGCAAGCGGCGCGGGCAUGCACGCCAUACCGCUCAUCUACCCUGCCCUCCACCUUCAGCCUCUCAACGAUACCUUUGUGCCCAAACAGAUCUCACUCGUACCCGUCGGAGCAAAGGUCAAGAUCGGCAGACAGACGAACGCGAAGACGAUACCCAAUCCGACGAAUGGCUACUUUGAUUCCAAAGUCCUCUCACGUAUGCACGCCGAAGUCUGGUGUGAAGACGACACGGUCUUCAUCAAGGACGUCAAGUCAUCCAAUGGCACUUUCAUCAACGGCGAACGACUGUCUGCCGAGGCAGUCGAGAGCGAGGUCUUCAAGCUCAGGAGCGAGGAUAUAGUGGAAUUCGGUAUCGAUAUCGUGUCAGACGACAACAAGACGAUUGUGCAUCACAAGGUUGCAACGAAGAUUUACAUUGCCAUUACGUCCGAAGACGCUCUACAUCUCUCACAGACACUGCCUGCUAUCUAUCGAGCAAAUGAGAUCAAUCUGGGCAGACGAUACACAAAAGGCGGCGUUGCCAACACUGGCCUGAGCUACGAUCACGUCCUACACCGCUUACAAAAUGAGCUGCAAAAGUCGCGCGAAACGGGCUCAGAUCUUGGCAACCUGGCAGGCCAGAUGAACGAGAUACAGGACUCUCUAGGCGGUCAUUUGCCGCCUACACAUGCAGUGUCCGGUCGACUGCCCAAUGGGGUCGGUGCAGCGCCUGCUGGCGCUGACGAGGGAGCCAAAGACGGUCCGCAUGCAAGCACGAUUGCUGCAUUGCAAAACCAGCUAUCCGAGACUCAGUCAUCUCUGGCCUCGCACAUUGUCAAGUUCAACAGCCUUGAAUAUGUCUUGACUGAGCACGAAGCGAUGAAGAACGACUUUAACAGUCUACGCGAGCAGAUGGGUCAAGCGCGACGGGAGCUCGGCCUCGCGGCAGAUGCGCCCCAGAACAACGGCGACAGUAAUCUACUGAAUGGGUCUCGCUCGUCAGAUGAUGAUGACGCGAGUAGCAUUGCAUCAGAUGAUACAGUCAUCGAAAGUCAGCCUACGCCGAAUCGAGUUAGAUCGAUCGUCAACGGCAUUGCGACCCACGGCGCACCCGAGCUAGUCGAGCAGAACGCUGCUCUGACGAACCGGAUGAACAGCCUGACGUCCGACCUCGAGUCUGCCACUGCCAUGUCGCAGGCACUACGGUCAGAGCACGCGCAAGCGCUAGAGACCGUUCGCACGCUCGAAGAACGUGUGCAAGAUCUCGAGAAAGCCGUCAAAGCAAAGUCACGCGCAGAAGAGACCAGCAAAGCCUACCCGCCCAGUAUAGAAGCCUGGAAAUCCGCGUUUGAGGAUGCGUGGCGCAAAGAACGCUUGUCGUGGGAAGAGGAGCGAAGACAGCUUAGAGCCAUCAUCAAACAGUGGGAGGACGAGCAUGGCGCGUCUGCUUCGAGCGGAUCUGAGGCAGAAGAGACUGAAGAGACGCCAACGCUACGCAAGACGCCCAGCCAGAGCGGGAAGAGUUCUCCUGCGGCGAGUAGUAAGAAGUCGAAGAAACGCCGGAAGGCACCAUCGAAAACAUUGGUCGAGUCUGUCAAUGAAUUCACCGCUAGCGCAGCGACUGGCACGGGCGAAAAGGCGACAAGAUCGAGGAGGUAUGAUGAUAAGGAUCUUACGAUGACCGCAAGGCAUAGACUGCCCGAUAGCCAACCGCCGGACAAAUCAUCUCGGACGGGGCUACCUCCCACAGGGCUUCCGUCCAAUGCUGCUGUACGCUGGCUUCUUCCUCCAGGCUCGGAAGCGCUGAUGACGGGUGCCGGACAGACCGUCCCCAUGAUCAGUGCUACCGGCAUCGUCCUCAUCGGUGUCGCAGCUUGGCUGUACGUGAACAAGGAUACCUGAUCGCUCAGCUGUUGUACUGUAUACGUCCUCUGCAUGCCGUACAACAUCAUUGGGAGACGGGUGGCAGGAGAGCAUUGAUCAUGUCUUGCGAGAGCACUUCGCGCGCGACGGGACCGUACUCUUGCACGAUGA
Messenger RNA from Mixia osmundae IAM 14324, 2143 nucleotides. RefSeq lists its product as uncharacterized. Gene Ontology annotation, molecular function: protein binding. Bases 119 to 2011 code for a protein of 630 amino acids. The record is from RefSeq and is a predicted model, not a curated record. NCBI's taxonomy places the organism in Eukaryota, Fungi, Basidiomycota, Mixiomycetes, Mixiales, Mixiaceae. Gene Ontology annotation, cellular component: cytoplasm. The transcript is spliced from 5 exons.